Messenger RNA from Lactuca virosa, 1389 nucleotides. Lineage: Eukaryota; Viridiplantae; Streptophyta; Magnoliopsida; Asterales; Asteraceae. The record is from the annotation of a GenBank genome assembly.
AUGGGUCUCCUCUUUGGUCCCUCACUGGUCUCCCCGAUUCCUCUUCCACUUCGACUUUUCGUCCCGUUUUUCGUUCGUGUCUGCGCAUCGGUAGACUUUUCCGAUUUUCUGGCUAGAACGAGUUCAAACUCGGCGACAAUGAGUUCAAGGACGUCAUAUUCUGGCGACAACGAUUUGAACCAGCAAAAUCCAACACAAAUGGAGCGUAAUUUCCCUAAUAUUUUCACCGAUGGAUACGACUCCCGGCCUAACAACCAUCCUAUUGUUGUUGUGGCAAACGCGAUGGAGCUCAUGUUGUCGUUUUAUAUUCGCUACGUCAAUUGGACUCUUAACCAUGAAGAGUCUCCCCCACGGAAACAUAAUACCCCUAUUGUUUCCUCGCCUCCCCGAAGAAAGAAGUACAAGUCGGAAACAUCUUCGACUGAAAUUGCCACAAAUGCUUAUUCCUCGCAACAAUCUGAAGUAGAAAGAACUUAUAUGUCAAGCGACACAUCAAGAAGGUCGGUAAAGAAGAAGAAGACGAGAACAAAGUCAUUGGUGAAGCGUCUAAUAGGCAUUAUGGCUGACUUAACUUCUAAAAUAGACCGUGUAUUACUGAAAAAAGAUGAACCAGGUACAGGGGUUGGAGAGGAGCAGGACAUGGGAAAUGAAGAGGAGGAAGAAACAUAUUACCAAGAUGCAAUCCACACCAAAAUUGAAGAAAAUCACCAAAGCAAGGAAAAAAAAGCAGUGGAGAGUCCUGAAAAAGAAAAUGAAGACAUUGUGAAUGAAGAGAGUAAUGAUGUUUCAAAUCAUCUACUGUUAGACAAUCUUUAUGCUGCUAGUCUGUUGGGUUUUUGGAUAAAAUGGAAUAUGAUCUCUUCCAACCUCAACACUACACACAUGCUGCAUAUACUCCCACUAGAUGUGGAGUUUUGGUCAAGGAAUGUAGCAAAUGGUGUUGGAGGCUAUCCUAAAUGGAAGGAUGUAGAUAUGGUUCUAUUCCCCAUAAACGUUGUUGGUUUUCAUUGGUUUUUGGUAGUGCUACGUUUAAAUACCUGGAAAGUACACAUUUAUGAUUCAACACGAUCUAUGGAUUUCUUGUCAAAGUACUUGAUUGGUGGAAAAUUCAAAAUUUUUGGGGAUAGUAUUAUCUCAGAGCUAGAUGUGAUUGAGUACUGGAACGAUUUCCCCGAUGGACACAAAGCCAACGCAACUGUGGAGUUUGUUGAUACUAUAGACGAGCCACAACAAGAAUAUAUUGAAGAUAGAGGGGAUUGUGGAGUAUUCAUAUGCGUGUUUAUGGAAAUGAAUGGUUCGGGGGUACCGAUGAAGAUUGAUAAGCCACGUAGAGAUGCGAGGUUUCUCUACAGAAAUAGGAUGACAAAUAUUACUUGGGAUACUAUAUAA